AACUUAAGAAAUGAAUAUUAUUAUGCAAGGUUUUACAGAAGCUAUUGUUUGGUUGAACACAUGGGUCGGUCAAAAACCUGAAUAAAAUACCCGAAGAAUGUUGAAAAAGCUCGGCCAUUUUCUUUUUCCUUGGUGAAAAAUUCAUUGUUUGAAUUUUGAAUACCUUCUAAAGCUCAAAUGGAUUUCUGUGUGAGUAUGUUUGGUUGUAUUUUUCACAAUUUAAGUUGUUCCUGACUAAUUGUAAAUCUCCAAAUCAAAAAGAAUGAAGGUGAUGACGAUCUUAACGAAGAAGCUGUCUUAGAAAGUUUAUUUACAAGUUGCGAUUCUGCUUGUACUGGUUUUGUUAAAGUUUCAAAACUGAUAAAGUAUUUGACUGCAGUUGUUGGUGAUAAUGUCGAAUGACACUCCUUGAUCCAGACGGAACGGACACAGAAAUCGAUAUUGAAACGUAUCGUUAUGGGAUGCAAACUUGGAUUGAAGAUAUACGCUCACGCAAUUUAAGAGAAGACAUUUACUAUGCUGAUACAUCCAUUGACAUCGAUAGGCCAUCUUCAUGCAGUGAAGAAUUGAGCUCCCUAAAUGACAGUUACAGCAAAGAAAUUCACCGAAGCAUCAACGUCACAGCAGAAAGUGUAGAAGGGCUUGGAGGAGAAUCGCCAAUAAAACAGGACUGGGAGUUAGUUACAAAGAUUGAAGAUUUACAAUUAAAUAACAAAAGACUCGUCGAUCACAAUACAGAGUUAAGUUUCCAGAUGGAAUGUACAGAGGAAAGUAAUAAUCAAUUGUUGAAAGAAAUGGAAACUCUACGUAAACAAUUGAGAAAUUAUCAAACAUUGGACAAAAAGAAUAAAACCAUUGAGAAAGAAAACGAGGAAUUAAGAGUCACAGUGACAGAACUUCAAGAAACAAAUCGAAAUUUUCAAAACAAGACAAAACAAUUGGAAAAAGAUCGAGUUUUGUUGAAUGAUUUUCAGGAAGAGCUCCAAUCAAAGCUAUCGGUUGCUCACAAGAAGUUGGAAAGUCUGUCCAGUGAUCAUCAGAGUAUUUGCUUGGCUUAUAACGAAGAAAAACAAAGGUUAAUUGAGCUAGAAGAAAUACAAGACUCAAAAGACAGAAGUGACGAGGAUUUGCCAAGAUCACAAGAAUAUUUCACGAAUGUGAUAUCAGAUCUUACGACACAAAAACAGGUUCUACAAGCCGAGAGGAACAAAAUGGAAACAGAGUUAUUUCAAGUUCGUGAAGAGCUCAGUCGUUUAAUGUUGAAAAAUGCAUCAACAAUAAGAACAAGUGAAGGAAGAAAUUACUUGCAAAGUAUGGCAGCGUUAAAACCCAUUGCUCCAAACUCCUUACGGGAAGAACUACAGGAAAUCACGGUUAAUGAUUUUCUACCAUCACCGAUCGUUGGCGACUUUCCAUCUGUUGGCACGCAAAAUGAAUCGUAUGAAAAUGAUGUUUUCGAUAGCCCCAGCAAAUCGUUAAUAUCUCCUCUUUCGUUGGUAUCGUUGUCUAAUUCAUCAAACAACUCGUCGUUUGCAAAAUGUAAUGACUACUUCACAGCAAUAUCUCAAGUAGCUGCUGACUUUCGAGAUAAGAAAGAGAAAGCUUUACAAACCAUUUCCGACUUGGUGCAUAUGGAAAAUAAUAAAGAAAACAAGGAAAUAAGAGAAAGUCUACAUAGACAGCUAGAAAAGGAAAUGGAGUUUUUUGCUGAGAAAAUAUGGCUCUUGUCCCUUGCUAGAAAAGCAUCACAAAAACGAGUUUCAAAAUUGUUGGCAUUAAUUGAGAAACUGAAAGACGAGAAUCAACAAAUGCAAGAAGAAAGGGACAAAGCUUUACAAAAGAUUGGUGAUCUUUCUUUAGGUAGUGAAGAUUUGGAGACAAGAAUCGAGGAAUUGUCUUGUGAGCUACAUGCAAAGGUUGAACAUAGUAGAAAUUUAGAAAAGCAAUGCGAUGAACUCACCAUGAAACUGAAGAAAGCAGAAAGCGAAUUAAAAUAUAAAAAAUUUGAAAAAGACUCUCUUUCAACAUCGAUCGAGCAUGAAGACUAUGACGGACUCACUGUUGAGUUUCGUGAGCUGCAAAAAAAAUAUGAAGAACUUGAGAUAGAACAUGGAGUUGUCUUAGCUAGAAUAAGUGAGAUCGAGCAAGCAUCAGAGAAGACAUCUUUUGAUUUAGCCGUAGAAAAAAGGAGAGUAGUAGAUUUACAGGAAUCCUUAUCAAUGUGUGAAUCAAAGCACGAACAAGAACUUCAAGAUAUCAUGGACUUAAUACCAGCUGAUGAUACGGAAAAUAAUCGGGAAAGUCAAACGUCACCCUCCGGUAUUACAGGACACCAAGUUCGCACUAAACUGAAAUCAUUCUUAUCAACCAAUUAUAAGACAAUACGAGAUUCGCCCGAUGGUAAACCGACUCAUUACGAUGACAAAAAUCCACUGAGAGUCAGCACUCCUCUUGAUUGCAGUAGGUUGAUCUCUUGUCCACACUCAAAUGAAAUUGGAAAUAACUUUGAGGGAAACUCAAGAUUAUUCAAUACACCAUACCCAGAGAUAGAUUUAAAAGAGCACACAGUACUACUUGAGGAUUGCAGUUUGAACUCCUCUGAUCAACACGAGUGUUCUGGUCCAUCAAGUGUUUCACCGAACCUUAUACGACCUUUUGAUGUGGUAGAUGAUAGCUGUGUCUCGCCAAAUCUUAUUGAUCCUUUCAAGAGAUUAAAUAAUGAAACAUUCGUCAAGUCUGAUGACUGCAUCACAGAUGAUAUGACGAAUAAAUGUACAGGGAACACAUAUAGCUUUGUGAAUGAAACGGGUGAUGCAUCAAAUCGCAAAGAAAAUUGCGUCAAAAAUCUACUUUCUGAUUUUGCAUCCGACACAUCACAAAAUCAUCAUCAAGCAACUAACCUUCCUCAUUCACAUUUGAGUACCGGUCACUGUUCGAGAAAUAGCCGGUCGAGUGUCGAUGGUGGCGAGUCGUCACCAAUCUCUUCUACGAUUCCCGCAAGAUUUCGCAAAAUCAGCAACAUAACACCACCUAGUUGGCAUUGUGAGAGUAAGGACGAUGGAGCAUCACCAAAGGUUGUAUCCAGUACAAUUGAUAAAGGCAAAGAAAGAGUUCAGUCAGGGACUAAUCAUAAACUGGAUUUUAAAUAUGAUGGGCGUUCAAAUGGUUUUAAUCAUAUUGAUGAAAGUGUUGUGUCUGAAAGAUUGAGAUCGUUAGACAAUGAGGAACUAAACGACAGUGACUGCUCAUCUCCUUUAUUAAAUAACUAUAUUGAUGGAGUAUCGUUAAGCUGGAGUUUGCCUACAGAUGAAAAAGAACUCGAGAAACUGUUUAAAAGUGUUUCACUUGCAUUUCGCACUGAUAAAGAGAGUUUGCAACAACGGCUAGAAUACCAGGGACGAGCUUGUAAUGCAGCCAAAAGGGACAUUACAAAGUUACUAAAUAUUUUCUCAAUUUCUGUCCAGAGUUUGGAGCGAAGCAUUGGUGAAAAGGAUUGUAAAGAUUUGGUGUAUUCAUUAUAUCAUGAAAUUGAAAAAGUAGAGAAGAGUCUGCGGACCUUAUCAUUACAGUAUCAACAAUUCGGUGGAUAUCAACAGGAAGCAAGAAUGAUGUCUGGUGUUAAUGUUCUCAUAAGUUAUGGUGAAAGUCUUUCCAGGCACCUGGAAACAUUACAGGAUACAAUUUCUUGCAAAAAGGAGGAAGAGAAUUCACUUCAUUAUUUAAAAGAUCCUGUUCCAAAUACCCGUCAGAAGACCAGAUCAAGUGCUACAUCACGCAGUGGUAGUAAAUUCUACAGUUUGGUGUCGUCAGUUGCUCGUGCAAGUGAUAACUUUCGACUGUUUGGUGAUAAUGAUGAAGAUGAUGAAAAAAUCUCACUAUCUUUUCAAGACGAUGAUAUGAAAUCCGAUGUAGCUUUUGAUGAUAAUGAUGAUGAUGAAGCCAUUGAUCAUAUCGCUGAUAAAGUGGAUAGACAUAACGAGAGAUUAUCUGUGCCAAACCAAAUUACAGUCACAAAAAGAUCGUACUUGGGCAGAUGUUUUCAUUAUUCAAUCAACCUCGUCAUCUUCCUUGCGCUGAUUUUCAUAUUAGUUUUCGUGUUGGUACGCUACAGUGUCUGCGAUCGUUAUUUUAUCACGACUAAGAUUCAUGAUUAUAUCAAGAGAUUUGAGAUCAUCCAUUACGUAAAUGAACCCGCUGUUUGAUCCAAUGCGUAAAAUUUUUAUCCCAAUGUAAAUAUUUCGUAUCCGGUUUUGAGCAACGUCCACUUGACUAAAUCUAACAUUUUAAAAUAAAGUGCAAAGCAAUAUUAUAGUCUGCAUGCUUGAA
Molecule: messenger RNA, 4326 nt
Organism: Xenia sp. Carnegie-2017
Lineage: Eukaryota; Metazoa; Cnidaria; Anthozoa; Malacalcyonacea; Xeniidae
Product: putative leucine-rich repeat-containing protein DDB_G0290503
Exons: 41
Coding region: 399-4202 (1267 amino acids)
Cellular component (GO): endoplasmic reticulum membrane
Source: RefSeq, a predicted model, not a curated record